Cylas formicarius (sweet potato weevil) is the source of this 2057-nucleotide messenger RNA. RefSeq lists its product as uncharacterized. NCBI's taxonomy places the organism in Eukaryota, Metazoa, Arthropoda, Insecta, Coleoptera, Brentidae. The coding region runs from base 1 to 1989 and encodes 662 amino acids. The record is from RefSeq and is a predicted model, not a curated record. The transcript has 6 exons.
AUGAAUAAACUUUUAAAAAGUGUAAAAUCAUCAUCAAACAAGAAAGACGAUUUAAUUAAGCAUUCUAUCACAACUCAUCUAUCUAACAGUGUGAAAGAGAUUCAAUAUGUGGGAGUGGAGGAAGCAAAGUCUUCAAAAAUUAUUGAUGUAACAGAUGCUUCAAAUCAGCUUUGUAUGGCCGUUGAAGCAAUGUUUUUGCAUGGUUUAAGGGAUUCUUUAACACACCGUUUUAAGAAAGCGCUUUCUGAUUUGGACGAGAGACCAGCACCAAAUUUUUGGGACCCCUUACUUGUUAUAUCACAUAGACAAAUAAUCGACCAAAUAACUAACCUCUCUCAAAUAUCUACAGAAGUAGGUCAGUGUAGGGCAUGGGUUCGAUUAGCGCUUAACGAUUGUCUUUUAUCCUCUUAUCUGAUGACUGUUCGACAUGAUUCAUCAGCAUUAAAAUCAUAUUAUAAUAUUAAUGCUUAUUUGCGAGAUGGCGACUUGCUAGAUAUUGCCCAAAGACUUAUUGAAGGUGUAGAAGCAUUCAAAUCAUUUACAUUGCCCAGCAAUUCCAGCCUUUUAAAUACAUGGCCUUUGCAGAGCCUGAUUUUGGCAGGCUUAUGGGCGCCUACAUGGAAGGCGUGUCCUGUAGCUCCCUGCGAUGAUGUGGCAUCUAUGCUUGACGAUGAAAAGGCCCAGAUUGUAGAAGAAGCUUCUGACACAGCAUCAUUAAGUUCUGCCGUGUCAGUAGCAUCUACACAUUCAGGAUUAAGACAGAUUGUUGCAUUAACUGAGGAUGAGGUUCUAAAAAUUAUACUGGCUAAGGACAAAGAAGCAAAAUACAUGGAUCAACCCAGUUCAUCUUGUGAUGAAUUAAAAUCUACAUGUAGUUCUGAUACGGAUUACAAAAAUGUUGAAGACAAUUUGAAUCACAAUGUAGGUAAUUCUUUGAGUAAAAGAAGCGGAUGGUCUUUUGAUGAACAGCAGGAGCAGGAUAGUGUGAGUGAUAGUGAAACAAAGCCACCAAUUGAGUCGAGCGAAUCUAAAUCUAUGGAAGCUAGUUACACUGCUCUUAUUGAGAGUUAUAAUAUGCUUAGUGGGGGCUAUAUUAGGACUCCUGAUAUAAGAGAGGUUUGGCAGAAAUUUGAAGACGAAAGGUUUGAAGAAACCCUUGCUCCUUCGGUCAACCCUGUUCAAGGAAGUGAUGCGGCUCAAAUUUCUAAUGCAAUAUUAGUUAAAGGCGAAUCUACGUCUCUCGUGGCACAAGUCAGUAUAAUAGCAAAUGAAAGAGGUCUCGAUUAUCAAAAUUUCGAGUGUGCGGGAUGCAGACGUGCCUUGGGGGUGACCACCAGACCCAACGUAUGUGGUUUUACCGGGGAAUACUUUUGCGAAUUCUGCAUGAGCCCAGAAAAAAUGAGCAUUCCUGCAAGGAUAAUUCAUAAUUGGGAUUUCAAGCAAUAUCCUGUAUCACAAAAGAGUUUCGACUAUAUAAACGAAAUUAAAGACCAUCCCGUGAUUGACUUAAAAAUUGUAAAUCCGUUUAUUUAUGGGGCGGUAGAAGAGAUGGCCGAGUUGCAAAAAUUACGAAAUCAACUGAAUUUCUUGAGAGCAUAUCUUUAUACUUGUAGGAAGCCUGUAAUUGAACAGUUGCAAAAACAAAUGUGGCCUAAGGAAUAUAUGUAUGAACACAUUCACCAGUACUCCAUAUCGGACCUCCACGAUGUAACAAGUGGGGAUUUGUUCAAGGCGCUCGAAAAGGUUGUUCAAUUUGGACGGGAUCACGUUUUUAAUUGCUGGUUGUGCAGUCAGAAAGGCUUCGUUUGUGAAAUAUGUGAAAAGCCUAAGGAGUUAUUUCCAUUCGAUGUUGAAAAUGUUUACAGAUGUGAUAUGUGCUACGCAGUGUUUCAUAAAAGUUGCCUUAAUUCAUCUAAACCGUGUCCCAAAUGUGAAAGACGGAAAAAGAGACAAGAACUUCCUCUUCUUGGUGCUAUUAUAGUUGAUUAAUAUUUUCUCCAUCUUUGAAGGAUUUUAUUGUUGUUUUUACACGCCAAGGUAUAUCAUGUUUUUUACAA